AUGGAAAAUGUACUGAAAAGAGACAGAAAGCGAACUUAUGCGAAACAAGAAGAUGACCAUGAUGAGAAAGGCGUGUUACUGAAAAGAUUUGCACAUCAAGUCGCGGGGAGGAACCCCAUGUACUGCAUAGACAGCACGACAAUCUGCAAGCCACUGAAUCCCCGCGAGGCGCAGUUUUACAACUCUCGCGGGUUCGUCAAGCGCCUCGAAAAAUUCGCACCGCGUUUCCGCGGCAGAUUGGUGGCCAGGGUCAACGAUCAAGGACAAAUUCUCGCCAUUUCAAAUGAUAACGCCCCCAGUCUGAGUUGUCAUCGACUGCCCCUAAAGCAUAGGGUCAGACACAAGUCAGACAACUCGACUUCUGAUGGAGACUCAUCAGAAGGGGAUGAAAACGACAACACAUUAUCAGCCAACUCCUGGAGCGAAAGAAUUCACAAAGAAAAACGGUGUCUGAGUCAUCGAAAAUUCGAAGUCAUCUUACUCGAGAAUGUCACAGCCAACUGUCAGAAACCUGUAGUUCUCGAUGUCAAAGUUGGAACGCGCCUGUGGUACCCGCUGGAUACGGAAAAGAAGAUAUCCAAUCACGUGAUAAAAGCAAAGAAUACGACGACGGAGAGUCUCGGUCUCAGGCUUCACGGACUUCAGAUCUACCACCCUGAAGAAGACAAAUUCGAACAUUGGGACAAGCACUGGGGCCGUUCGUUGAGUUCGGCGUCCUUUGAAAAGGCAGUGUUUACAUUCAUCGAUUCAAGCCAUCCAAGGCUGAGAUAUCCUAUCGCCUCGGCAUUACAUCAACAUCUGGUGCUAUUAAGGAGAUGCGUAGAAAGUCUGGAAUCUUACAGAUUUCCUGGGUGCAGUUUGCUCCUCAUUUUCGACGGAGCAGCGUGGGAGAGACUCGACGAGUGUAAUGUUGAUGAAGACAAAGUUGAAGAGCUCACGAGAUGGUUGAGAAUGGACAAUUUGGUCUCCAUCAAAAUGGUCGACUUCGCCAAAGCGACGUAUUCGGGCUUUCUUCAUGACAAAAUCCACGUUGGACCAGACCAAGGCUACUUAUACGGUCUCAACAACCUGCUCAACAUCAUUCAGACUUACCUCGACUCCACAACGCAUUCAAAUCAAAAAUUCUGA
Oikopleura dioica is the source of this 1128-nucleotide messenger RNA. The record is from the annotation of a GenBank genome assembly. NCBI's taxonomy places the organism in Eukaryota, Metazoa, Chordata, Appendicularia, Copelata, Oikopleuridae.